Molecule: messenger RNA, 419 nt
Organism: Odocoileus virginianus texanus
Lineage: Eukaryota; Metazoa; Chordata; Mammalia; Artiodactyla; Cervidae
Source: RefSeq, a predicted model, not a curated record
UCUGAUAUACUUAUUUUUAGAUCAAACCAUUUUUCAAUAUGAAACCUCUAUCAAAGGCUGAUAGGGAAAGAGCAAGAAAUCAGAAGAUUCCAAAACUAAGUGAAUUAUUGGAAAUUGCACGGAAGGCGAACAAAUUGGUGAUAUUUGAUCUUAAUUCUCCUCCACGUUCACAUCCUGCCAGAUCAUCGUAUAUUCGCCUUGUAGUAAGAGUGAUCCUUGACUCUAAGAUUGAGCAACAUCUGAUUAUUUGGUUACCAGGUUCCGAUAGGGAUUACGUCAGGAGAAAAGCUCCUGGUUUUCAGCACAUUGGCCGGUUAUUCACCAUCGAACAACUUACAAAAGAAAAGAUCACUAGAAUAAACGUUGACUACAAGAACUUGUUCCACAAUGGGUUGAAGUAAGUGUUUAACCACAGCUCU